AAACGAACGUUCUCUCUGUGUGGCAGACUUCCGCCGCCAGUCGCAGUGACCGACAGUGGGCAGAGGGCAAACGAUGGCGAAGGACGACCACGCAGCCGCACCUCUCCUUCAUCUUUCUGCGCUCCUGUGCCUCUUCUGCUGUGCCUCUGGGAUCACUGACGCAGAGGUGGCGAACCGGAACGCCGAUCAGGUGCUGAACUACCUGAAAAACCACGCCGGGGCGGUGACGAGCCUGAGGAGCGGCAAAGGGGGGAGGCUACGCACCAACGGCACUGCCACAGCCCUCAGGGAACUCUGGGAAACGACGCCCUUUCGCUACGCUCACCCGCUGCCGAACGCCCUGCUGGUUUCGCCGUACACGUCAAUCGCCCUGAGGCCGGCAGGCUGGGUGGCUCCCUGGAGCGUCAAGGGCAAGAUCAAGGUGCGUGGGGAGCAGUCUGGUGAUCGGUCACAGGGGCAAACUCGGCUGCUUCCAGACAACAGGACGAUAUGGUUCAAGCCCGACAGAGACUUCUUUCCUGGCGAGAGAGUGUUCGUUGAUGUGCGGAGCGGCAUCAGGACCAGGGUGGGGAAGGUGCUUCCUGCGGCACAGUGGAGCUUCUCCGUCUCCUGGCGCAAGAUCGACACCUAUCGGAACAAGGGCUUCAUCAAGCUGUCUACGGAUGGAAACGGCGCGGGCUUCUCAUCGCCAGAGAAUCUGAAGCUGCUCAAGAUGAUGCGCGACAACGACUGGCUGCUGGGGCUCCCUUCCGUCUCGGCUAAUGCCACUGACAGGGCGGCCACCGCACUGCGGACGGAGUACUUGUUGGAGGUAGAGGAUAGGGGCAGGUCCCGCAUCGUUCCCAAUUCGGCCUACCGCACGCUGCCCUCUACAUACCCCAGGGCCAUCCUGACCCGUGUCGGCGACACCUCGAAGCUCUCUAGUGGGUAUUUGUUCACCACCGAGAUCAGCCACUCGAAGCCCUACAAGACCAUGCAGGUCAUCAUGACCGACAGAGGAGACCCCGUCUACUACGAGAAAGGCACACUGGCGUCGUUUGCGCCGACCCACAAUGGGGAGGUCAUCUUGCGUUCGUCUGGAUACAAGAUCAAGAAGGCUGGACCCGACUACAGGUUGACUGGCGGCUACGAGGCGGGACACGGACAUGGUGAGUGGAAGAAGGGUAUCAUGUGGGAGAGGGAGGCACACAUGGAGGGGCUGAAUGCUAUGAUGGGGUGCUGUCGCCCUUCAGUUCUCAAUCACCACGAGCUGCGAGUGACCAAGUCGGGGACCGCCCUACUGAUCAUGUGAGAGCAGAAAGGAGACCGUCUUGCGUUCGUCGCUUGUUGCCCAUACCUGCCGACUGUGUGGCUGUGAGUGCAGCUAUGAUCCGCAACUGAUGAACUCCAAGAAGAUACGGGCUGACGUCUGGGGCGCGUCCACGAGCACAUGGGUGGCGGGGCUGUGCAUCCAGGAGGUCCUGACCACUGGCGAGGUCAUGUUUGAGUGGCGCAGCUGGGACCAUCUGCCGCGGGUCUAUUGGGAAACCAACAUGAGCGUCGAGCACAACGUUUGGGACUUGACACACGGUACGUGCAUACGCCCAUUCGUGUCAAGGUACAUACCGUACACUCAUUGUGUAUUUCUGGUCUUCCGUCAGCAAACUCCCUCGACGAGUCGCCUGAGGGCAAUAUAAUCGUUUCCCUCCGUGGGCUGCAGCAGGUGGCCAAGAUCAACAGGUCGGUCUUGAUCGAUUGAUGGAUGGAUGGCCCGUCAGCAUGCGCGACUCCGUCAUACUCUCUGCCUCCCUUGUGUGCCUCCCUCCAGGAACACAGGUCGGGUGGAAUGGCGUCUGGGUGGUCGACGGCCCGAGCUGAGCAGCUUCAAGAUCAAAGACGACCCCAAUGGCGUGUUCUCGGGGCAGCACGAUGCGCGGAUCACCAAACAGGGGCUGCUCACGAUGUUCGACAACAGCGUCAGGACGGGCAGCCGCACUGCACGAGCGGUGGAUUACGCCCUUGAGUGGGAGGAUGACAGCCCCGCGAUUGCUCGACAAGUCUCCGUCUUCAACACGGGCGUCUCUGCCUUCGCCAAAGGCAGCUACCGCCGAAUGCCCAACGGUGCGUUCCGUCACUCACACACGUACCUAUGGUCCCUGUGGGCAUCUGAUCAUGGCAUCUGAUGGCAGGCAACCGUGUGAUGUGCCUGGGCAUGCGGCUGACCGCGGACAAGCAUGGCCGGCGCGGCAACCCAUUCUAUCUCGAGACGGACGAAGGGAACAACACACUGGUCAUGAUGCGGUGGGCGAGGGAAACGCACUCCUACCGCGUGAUCAAGGCGCCAUGGUCGGCAAGGAAAACGAGCGCACGGGAGCUAUGCACUUAUGGAUGGAUGGGUGCUGUCGGUGUGUAUGUGGCGACACCUUGUCAGGGUGGGCCUUCCACCAUAUAAGCCCACAGUGCUCUUCGAUGUCAACAACAAAUAUCGCUCGCUCCGGUUCGCUGAGCCACCUAUCUGCAGCCUUGAUCUCGCACUCAUAGUGGUCAGCGGUGUUCGUCCUUUGUCUCGUGUGUGUGCAGCCUUCACUUCUCGUGGAAUGGUGCUACGGAAGUGGCCAAGGUAGGUGCCGUCACAAGCACCGGUCUCGUUGUUUUUUCGUGUGAAUGCGCGUAUGUAUGUAUGCAGUGGCGGGUGCUGGAGGGGCCGACGGACGAGCCAAGCGAUUUCCUCAUUGAGAUGGCGAAGACGCAGUUCGAGCACUGGAUAGAGGUCAACGAAGGCGUGAGACAGUGCCUUUAUUAUCAAGUGGUGAGCAAGCCGACCGAGGCGAGACAGACAGGAAGCAGCUCGAUCUGCGCUCCGCGUGUCCGUCCACUCCCCAAUGUGUUGUGCAGGUACCAAUAGGCAAGAACGGCACAGAGAUGCGGCCGUCUGACGUCGUCAAGUCCCCUGCAUGCGGGUGGGUGAAUUGAGGAUCGUCUGACUGACUGACUCGCAGAGGGAGGGACUCAACCGAGAUGCCGUUUGUCUGUCAUGCGUCUGUGAUUCAGAGGUGGUGCUCUUGGCAAAGGCAAAAAGAGGGUCAAGGCUUUCAUCCGCCCUCCCGGCUUGCCAGAGGCCCAGGCCCAGGCAGCACCAAGGUGCAAUUUGAUGGGAGGCAGGAAGGUGGACUGCGCUCCUGAGCGCCUGAGCAUCACAGCCGACGAGUGCGCGGCGCGAGGCUGCUGCUUUGUCGCAUCGGCAGGCAAGACCAUCCAAGGCCUCAUACGAUGCUACCAGCCAAGAGAGAAUGGGGGAAGGGGUCUUGGCUGGUAGCAUCGUAUGAGGCCUUGGAGAUUAGAUGGUAUCUACCUAUAGUAGGUAUUUAUGUACGUCAACAUUUGUACCUGUGUGCUGUGGGGAGGGAGCGAUGCUUGCACUGCUCUGUGCCGAUCAAAGAAUCAGGUCGGUUGGCCGUCAGGGGGCCGGCCUUUGUGUUGGCUGAUGUACGUACGUACACACGUCUGACUGAUUGACCAAUUGAUGUGCGUGCAUGUCAUUCGUGGCCACUUGGAUGGCUGCCUGGCCUGCACACAUUGUAUGUACAUGAUGCAAUCCAUCCAUCCAUGGAUCUCCUAUCCAUCUGUAUUUGUCGUGUGAGUGUGUGUGUAUGUAUCCAUUUCUUUCUAGUGCAGGCCUGGCUAGUUAGUGCUCGAAUCUCUCCGCUAGCUCAUGCUAUGUAUUUGUGUGUCUCGCCGAGCGACGAUACGUACGCUUCAUUGAUAGUGGGGAUCUGGAUCGACGAUGCACACUGAUUGGUGUUUUUGAACUUGCAGUUACGACUGCCUAGUACUGUGCCAGUACUGCAUAAUACAUCCAAUGCGUGAUAUGAAUGUAAUCAUGUCUCAUGCCU
Vitrella brassicaformis is the source of this 3872-nucleotide messenger RNA. The record is from the annotation of a GenBank genome assembly. Lineage: Eukaryota; Vitrellaceae.